Molecule: messenger RNA, 995 nt
Organism: Rhinichthys klamathensis goyatoka
Lineage: Eukaryota; Metazoa; Chordata; Actinopteri; Cypriniformes; Leuciscidae
Exons: 6
Coding region: 1-969 (322 amino acids)
Source: RefSeq, a predicted model, not a curated record
AUGUUUGAGCUUAAUGUACAGAUGUUUGUGGAUGAUGCUGUGAUCUUCACACAUGGAGAGGAAUUGGAGUUGGUAACUCAGUUCAAGUACCCUGGGGUUAUACUAGACUCGAACAUCUCUUUCAAAAAACACAAAAAAGGUGUGUCUGGUGCUGAUACAGCUGGAGUGCCAGUGUCAGUGACGGAGGGAGAUUCAAUUACUCUAAACACGGGUGUUGUGAAAACCCAACAAGACAGAAUUAGAUGGUAUUAUAAUGACAACCGCAUCGCUCAAAUCAGUGGAGAUCUCAGUAAGAUGUGUACAGAUGUUCAGUGUAAUGAAGGUAAUGGGAGAUUCAGAGACAGACUGAAGCUGGAUCAUCAGACUGGAUCUCUGACCAUCACGAACAUCAGAAACACAGACUCUGGAGUGUAUCAACUACUGAUCUUCAGCAUCAGCAGCAUCAGUGAAAAGAUCUUCAAUGUUUCUGUUACUGGUGUUUCUGCUGCUGAACAAGAUAAAAUGAAGACAAAAUCUGUGAAGCAGGGAGAAUCUGUCACUUUAGAUCCUGGUGUAAGAAACAAGCCAAAUGCUUUGAUGACAUGGUAUUUUAAGGACACUUUCAUCGCUCAAAUCACUGGAGAUCAGACUAAGAUCUGUACAGAUGUUCAGUGUGAAGAGAGAUUCAGAGACAGACUGAAGCUGGAUCAUCACACUGGAUCUCUGACCAUCACACACACCAGACCUGAAGACUCUGGAGAAUAUAAACUACAGAUCAGCAGAAGCAGCCGUCGUAAUCGCCGCAGCAUCAGCAGUGUAAAGAGCUUCGACGUUAUUGUCACUGUUCCAGGUUCAGGUCCGUCUUCUGCUGUUGUAGCAGGAGUAACUGUUGCUGUUCUGCUGGUGUGUGUAGCUUCAGCUGUUGGUGUGAUGUAUCUUCGCCACAGGAGCUCUAGAAAGGAAAGAUUACACACAGAUUGUGUGAUCUGAGAGGAUCCCAGCAGGAUCAGUGGGCA